AUGGUAAACAGUUUCUUCGAUCCUCUAGGUUUCAUCGCUCCAAUAACCAUAAGUGGGAAGAUCCUUCUUCGAGAAGCUGCGCCUCCGGGAAUAGAUUGGGAAGCUCCAUUGCCAUGUGAACAUCAGAAAUGGAUAGAAUGGAGAAAAUCCCUUAAGAACCUACAGAAAGUAGCAAUUCCUCGUAUGUUCACUACAUUGUCAUACAGCACACCCGCAAAGGCAUCUGUCUAUAUCUUCUGGAAUGCAUCUGAAAAAGCGAUUGACGCUGUUUCAGAUCUCAAAUUAUCAAGCGAAGAUGGCAAUUCAGCUACUGGGUUUCUUUUCGGAAAGGCAAAACUAGCACCAAGCAAAGGACACACCUUUCUCCGAACAGAAUUAUGUGGUGCGGUAUUUGCAGGAGAGUUAGCAGAGAUUAUCUCUGCACAGUUAGAUAUUUCAUUAAGUUCAAACUCAUUUUUGCAGGAGAGAGGACGUGGUAGGGGUAGGGGGCGAGGUAGAGCCCAGAAAGAAAGUAGAGAUGUUGGGAGUAGAGGUAGAGGUCGUGGACGGGGACGAGGAAGUUCUGGUAAAGUGCCGAAACCUGGAAAAACAGACCAGCAGCGCGUCUCAGAUAGGAGAGAAGAAAAGAAAGAGAAAAUGAAGGCAGUUGUUAAUGAAAUGGACACUGAGAAACUGAGAGAACUUGUUCUGGCGUUGAUUGAAAGAGAGCCAGCUCUUGUUUUUGAUUUGUGUGAAGGCAUUGAGGACCCAGUACCUCCACCAGUCCCUCCACAACCCGGAUCACAGCCAUCUUGGUGUAAAUGUGGCAAUUGUAGGGAUAUGCCGACAGAACUAGAACGGAAAUGCUGCAACUGCCUUCCACGCAACUGUAUUUCAACAAGAAAUGAAAUGGAAGACCUAUGUCUGAGACCUCAAGUUCUAGCCCUGGGACAGCGUUACCACAGAGAGAUGCUAGGGCGCUACAAUGAAAGAGUUGAUAAUUAUCAGAAAAUGAUGAGACAUUCUUCAUAUAGAAACUUUGUUCUCUGGAGGCACGGGAGACUGGGUGCAGGCGUGAGAAGGGUUAUCCCAUCAUGUUGCAUCUGGGUUAUUAGGGACAGAUUUCCCAGCCCCACUGGCCAGUAUACAGGCUUCAUACCGAGUAGAUUUGUUUGAAUAGUUAACUAUGAAAUCAUGGUGAAUUAACAAAUAAUCUAGGCCUUCGAGUUCUUUAUCGUCUGAUUUACCACGGUUCAGAGUUCAGAUGCGUAGGAAUUGAACCACGAGGGCGUUAGCCCGAAUGGUUAAAUACUGAAGCAUCUGAACGAUGAACCGUGGUAAAUUAGACGAUAAAUCACAAGAAGGCCUAGAUUGUUUUCAUUCUGACAUGCUCAUUGAUAUAUUUUUAUAAAUAUUAUGCUGGACUUCAUUUACGCGAGGAGUAAUGUAUCGGACGUCAUGCGGCAAUUUGGCGUCAUAAUUGACGUCAUAAUGCUCUCGCGCGUCAACCGUUGUUUAUCGCAGAAUAUACAGAGCUUGAUUUCCUUCUUUGUUUAACUGGAACUCAAACCUAGUCAUGUUAGAAAGUUACAUUACUGAUGGAAAGUUGUCAGUUACAUUUAGUUGUCAAUUACAUUACUGAUGUUGAAGUUAUCAGUUACAUAAGUGAUGUUGAAGUUAUCAAUUACAUUACUGAUGGUGAAGUUGUCAGGUACAUCAAUGACCGUGAAGUUGUCAGUUAAGUUACUGAUAGUGAAGUUUUCAGUUACAUUAGUGAUGUUGAAGUUGUCAGUUACCUUAAUGAUGUUGAAGUUGUCAGCUACAUUACAAUGGUGAAGUUGUCAGUUACAUUACUAUGGUGAAGUUGUGAGUUAUAUUACUAAUGGUGAAGUUGUCAGUUACAUUACGAUGGUGAAGUUGUCAGUUACAUAACGAUGGUGAAGUUGUCAGUUAUAUUACUAAUGGUGAAGUUGUCACUUACAUUACUGAUGUUUAAGUUGUCACUUACAUCACUUGUGAUGGUGUUGUCAGUUACACUACUGAUGACGAAGUUGUCUGUUACUUGUUGAAAACUACAAUAAUCUAUUAGAAUAAGCUAAAAAUUAUAUAACUUUUAACUGUAAUUGAUGUGUGCCUUUCUCAGUCGCAGCUCUAGUUGAAAGUGCAGAAAUUAAUUAACAUUUAACUGUAAUGAAUGUUUCUUUUCAGUUUAUCUAAAUACAGGAAAUUCUUACUAUUAUGAAACAUUUUAACAUACUUCUGAUACAAUGUACUUUCAUUUGGCAGAAAUUCCAACCUUUUUACCUUAGACCCAGUUUUAAGUAUUGUACUAAGAAGUUUUGUAAGUUUAUUAUAUCAGUUAUGUAUCAUAUAAAUUUAUGUGUAUAUCUUGUUUAACACUAUGUUUCACAUGGCAUUGGAAUUUCAGUUGCAAUAUACCUCAUCAAACUG
Molecule: messenger RNA, 2430 nt
Organism: Mercenaria mercenaria
Lineage: Eukaryota; Metazoa; Mollusca; Bivalvia; Venerida; Veneridae
Exons: 4
Coding region: 1-1155 (384 amino acids)
Source: RefSeq, a predicted model, not a curated record